Homalodisca vitripennis (glassy-winged sharpshooter) is the source of this 1477-nucleotide messenger RNA. RefSeq lists its product as uncharacterized. Gene Ontology annotation, cellular component: nucleolar ribonuclease P complex; fibrillar center; ribonuclease MRP complex. The transcript is spliced from 5 exons. Gene Ontology annotation, biological process: tRNA 5'-leader removal. Lineage: Eukaryota; Metazoa; Arthropoda; Insecta; Hemiptera; Cicadellidae. Gene Ontology annotation, molecular function: ribonuclease P RNA binding; ribonuclease P activity. Bases 177 to 1421 code for a protein of 414 amino acids. The record is from RefSeq and is a predicted model, not a curated record.
UGGUUGGUACUGUAGGAACGAAAAGUGAGGUUAUGGUUAAUGUUGUCUUAGUGUUUUUAUUUGCUUAACCCAUGUUUAAAUUACAUAGUAUUAUAAGGGCUAGCACUUUCAAUUUUUGAUCAUUGUAUUGAUUAUUUUUAUCUUAUAGGGCUUAGGUUAUAGAUGUCAUAGAUAAAAUGUUUACCAAGAAAGUUAAAGUUAAAAGUUUAAGAAACGUUUUGGCAUCUCCUUUUCACCUACAAUGGUUAAAGAAAAGUGAAGAAGAAAUUGCUCCUGUAAGGGAUUCACUUGCAAAACUGCUUCCAGCUGCUAAAUUAGAAAGGACACAGUUGAGCAAGCAAUGGAAACUUAGUGAAGUUAUAAAUGAGAAAAAUAAAGUUGGCUCAAAUAAACAACACAAUUUAUACAGAAACUACCUUGCUCUUGGAUUCCAAUCAGUGAUUCGAGGGCUGGAGAAGAAAGAACUUUGCUGUGUUAUACUGAGCAGUGAAAUAACACCAGUUUCUCUACAGAAGGUGUUGGUUGCUUCUGCCUAUACAAAUGGUGUUCCUGCACUUGUCAUUCCUGAUCUUAAAAAAAUCGCAAAGUCUUCUCUAGGGUUCACAACAAUGGUAAUAGGGUUCAAGAAUAUUGUAAGUGAAUCUCCAGAAAACCAGUUUUAUCCAGUGUACAGAAUGAUUUCAGAAAAUCCACUGUCAAUCGAUGCACCAUUUCUGUUGUCACAGAAGGAAGAUAUUAUAAGUGAUCAAGAUGUUAAUAUGGUUUUUGAUGAACCAUCCAAGAAGCAACAAGAGAAGCUAAUUGAAAGUUUGUACUUGUAUAGAAAAACAACGAAUGAAAGAGUAUUCGUUCCCGAAAACAAAAAAGGUCCCAUCAAUGAAAAUAGUUCUAAAAAUGAUACACAAAAGAUGGAUGAUUUCAUUCAUCUAGAUAAAGCUCAAGUAAAAAUUGCAUCUUUAAAUGAUGUUAAAAAAGAGUUGCCUUCCAAAACUAAUUCAUAUGAUAUUGAUGAUGAAGAUGAUACUGACAGCUGUGAUGAUAAUAUAUUUUUUGUUGAUAGUAAACCUGACGAAUCUCUGUUAUCUACUGAAAAACAAACUAUUAAUAACGAUAAUAUGCAGUGGGAAAAUUCUUUAAAAAACCGGCACAAAAAGGAAACAAAUAGAAAAUCAUUCUCUAACAACCAAGUUAAAAGUUCUCAACAUUCAAAGUCACCGAAUAAAAGUCCUGGAUUCAACCAAUCGAACGUGGUAAAUGUACAGGAGAAAGAAACAAGUUCUCAACCAGUUUCACAUCUUAAGAAGAAACAAAAAAGGUUGAAACUUAAAACAUGUAAUCCGUCAAAAGUAAACUUUAGGCCUUUACUUGUGAUGUCUGUCACUAAUAAUUCAAAGAAGAAUAAAUUUAAGAGAAAUGCGUAAGUGUAAAUAAAUAAGAUUUAUAAUUUAUUUUUCGAAUAAACUUAUUAAUAAAUUGU